AUGUUCCUGAAGACCAUUGUUCAAAGUAAGUUGGAUGGAGCCAUCCGGAAGAACCCGGCAACACAGGAUGCCACUGAUGAAGCCGUCCAGUUUUUCACAGGAACCGAAUAUUACACAACACCGGUUCCCUCGAAGCUGCUGCAUGCUACUCCUCCGCACGGACAGAUCAUCACUCACAGAAGUGCAGAGCCUCAGAAGUCGGUCAUUCACUGCACUGGACACCUGGGGGUCUUGGAAAGAAAAAGGAGAACCCGUUCCUCAGAAAGAGCGUGUGCAGACUGCUGGAGCCAGUGGUGUAGAAGUCUGGUUCUCCAGAUUCCUGGCGUCAGAAAGGUGAAGGCCAUGCAGCUCCUCCAGCGAUUCCCCAGCAUCCAUCAGCUCUGUGGAGCUUCAGUGCAUGAGCUUGAGCCCAUCGUGGGACAGGCCACAACCCAACAUAUCACAGCAUUCUUCCACAACCAGUUCACAUAGGAACGCAUGUUACGGACAACAGAAGGACUUUCAACAAAAAAAACAACAACAAGUGGCACUGAAGACUCAGUUGCAUGUAGUGUUUGUUCCUUACCCAAGUCCCAUUUCAAAGUGGGAGUUGUUGUUAUGUUCCUGUUCAUGCAUUUAUUUACUUUAUCUUUUUUGAGUUGCAUGAAAACAUACUAUGGGUUGAUAUUAAUGGAAUGAUAUUAAUGUGUUUGUUGUACAGUUGGGCCUGAAACCACAUUGAUCGUUUGAGAUUUUCAUUGAAACUUUGUAGGGAAGUAAUGAGGUUUUUGGAUUUAAGAAUAAAAUGUAUACAAAAAUACAAAAUGAUGAUAAUCCUGCCCUGUGUUAUGUCACAAAUCAAAUUACCAAAUCAGUGGCAUUGACCAUGUGACCUAAUUUGCAGUAAAGUUUGGAUUUCCUUUCUGCCAAGAUGUCAAAAAUAUAAAAUUUAAUAUAAAAUUAGAAUGUGUUAAACAACAUUUUCACUUGUGAUCUCAGACUUUUAAACUGGGCCAGUUUAAUUUAAACCUCAUAAUUUUUUA
Cyprinus carpio (common carp) is the source of this 1022-nucleotide messenger RNA. RefSeq names its product Fanconi anemia core complex-associated protein 24-like. NCBI's taxonomy places the organism in Eukaryota, Metazoa, Chordata, Actinopteri, Cypriniformes, Cyprinidae. Gene Ontology annotation, molecular function: chromatin binding. Gene Ontology annotation, cellular component: Fanconi anaemia nuclear complex. Bases 1 to 471 code for a protein of 156 amino acids. The transcript has 4 exons. Gene Ontology annotation, biological process: interstrand cross-link repair. The record is from RefSeq and is a predicted model, not a curated record.